This is a messenger RNA of Didymodactylos carnosus, 603 nucleotides long. The record is from the annotation of a GenBank genome assembly. Lineage: Eukaryota; Metazoa; Rotifera; Eurotatoria; Philodinida; Philodinidae.
AUGGCUAGAAUAAAUUAUAAACUAUCAGAAAAGACAAGAGAUAAUCGUUUAAAGAAACAACUUAUCGAAAAUGGAUUUCAUUAUGUUGAACAAGCAUUAAAAUCUGGUAAACAUAAUUAUUCCGUACAUAAAUGGUAUGCCAUAUUAUUAAAUGCAAAAAGUCAAUUUAAUAGUAGUGAAGAACAAAUACAAAAUACAUUUGAAAUUAAAAAACAUUUUCAAGAAGCCAUAAGAUUAAAUCCAACAGAUGCAAUGUCCUACUAUUUUCUAGGCAUCUGGCAUUAUGAAGUUGCACAUUUAUCAACAUGGAAACAACGUAUUACAAAACUAAUUUAUGGUGAAAGUCCACAAUCAACAAUACGUGAAGCUUUAAAAUAUUUUAUAUUGGCAGAAGAAAUUGAUCCCGGUUUUUAUAAUAAAAAUAUGCUAAUGCUUGUCAAAUGUUAUUAUGAACUUAAUGCCAAACCGUUGGCAAUGGAAUUUGCUAAAAUCAUAUUAGAAAAAGAGUGUAAAACUAACGAAGAUCAGGAAAUUUACAAUGAAGUUAUUCAAUUAAUACCAAAAAUAAAAAAAUUAAAGACGUUUAAAGGACAAAUGGGUUAA